This is a messenger RNA of Belonocnema kinseyi, 1736 nucleotides long. Its product is annotated as dynein regulatory complex protein 10-like. The coding region runs from base 376 to 1458 and encodes 360 amino acids. The record is from RefSeq and is a predicted model, not a curated record. NCBI's taxonomy places the organism in Eukaryota, Metazoa, Arthropoda, Insecta, Hymenoptera, Cynipidae. The transcript is spliced from 11 exons.
AAUUUUUGACAGAAACAUUUUUUUUACUAAAAACUAGUUUAUUUAACCAGAUGCUUCUAUUCAUAAAAACUUCAUUCUAAGUUUAUCAUGCUUCCAAAUAUCUGCAAAUUUAAACCAAUUCAAAUAUUUCACCCAGAAGGUGCUGCAAGUCCGACAUUAUUAUCAAUUUUCGAUCAAAUGAAAAAAAGGCUUGGAUUUGGAAGAAAGGAAUUAAAAAGAGAACCAAUUCCUAUAGAGAAUAAUGAACCCUAUGAGUGUGAAUGGAAUCGUAUAGAAUCAAAAUAUCGAAAAGGAUGUCCUCAUUCAUUUGAAGAUUAUCGUUCUGAUGACCAUGGCCAUUCUGACCAUCAUUAGAUCCUACUGACAGGUUAAAAUAUGUUACGAGAACAAGAUCACGAAGAAGCGAUUCUGAGGUUGCUGAGAAUUUUAAAAGUUUUUUCACACAAACUAAAAAUAUCGAUAUGCCUUCCACUACUUUUCAAAGAGGAAAAUGUCUUUAAAAUUUUGAAACCAACUGAGCAGUAUUUAUUCCAAGAAACCUGCAAUUCAUACAACUUUUCUAACCAAACUUCAAAAAAGGAAAUUUUUGAAGAUGAAGUUUCUCUUGCUGAUCCAAAACUAUCGCUUCUUUUAGAGAUUCUUUUCACCUAUCCUGAAAUAAAUAGAGUGACGAAGGAACUAAUGUCAAAUGUUUCACCCAAAUCAAGAAAUUUAAUUGAAUACUUAUCUCAAUUUAUUGAAAUAGUCGAUCAAAGAAUUCGAACUAGUCCGGCUGAAGAAAGAAAUUACAGACUGAAACUUCUCAGUGCUUCUACGAAUCUACAAAAAUCUAAAAGUGAACUCAUACCUUUACAAAAUAAUUUGGAAGAACGAAGAAGAAAACACCAUGACCUUAUGAAGGAAGUUUCUGAAAAAGUUGCUAAUUAUAAAUCAAUUAUCAAAGACAGACAAGCGGAACAUGAAGCAAGUAUUAAAAAGAUAAUAAGCGAUUCGAAAUUCAAAAUGAUUGGCGCGUAUCUGAAAAGUCGAGAAAAACAAAAAGCUUUGGAAAAUCAAAUUGCGGAUUAUAAAAAACAAUUCGUAAAAGUAUUGCAAGAAUAUGCUAAUCGGGAAAAAAGUCUUCGUGAUUUACGUUUAAAGUCUGAGAAGAAACAUAUGGCUUCUAUCAUUAAAUACGAUACGGAAAUUGGUUCUUUACACCAAACAAAAGUAGAUUUAACGGAAGAAUUACAAAAUUUAGACAUGGAGCUCAAAAAACUUGAGGAACAAUUUGCCGUACAAGAAAUAAUUUUUAGAAAAAUGAAAGAAGAAAAGGAGGCACUGUUGAUGAGAUCUUUCGCUGAGCAAAUAGAAAAUUUUUCUAAGAAUCGCGCUGCGAAAAUAAUACAGAGAACGUGGAGGGCUUAUCAUAUUCGGAUGAUGUCUAUGAAAAAAAAGAAGAAAUCUAAACGGAAAUAACAUCACCUGAUGUUUCCAAUUAUUAUGAAAAAUGUUUUCUCGAUUCUAAAUAAAGUAUACGUAAACAAUUAAAACAAUAAAUUCUCUGAACAAGGGAUUGAAAUCUCUUGACUCAAUCUAGUUUUUAUUAGUCAUAUCGAACAGAAAAUAGAAACAUACUUUGCUCUUCUUUUACCAACCUUUUUACUUAUUACGCAUAAGUAAUUAAUUAUUUUAAUUAUUUCAAACAAUUAAAAUAUUAUUUUUAUCCAUUAUAAAAAUUAUCAAUUGAGUCAUAC